GUCACGCAUUCCGUUGCCAGUUGCGGCUUAAAAAGUCUGUAUCUCAAUAUAGAUUUCGGUUAGUAUUCUUCGAGUUUUCGAGCGGAGACCUUUCUCUUGUGUUAUAACACAUAGUCGUAUCAGCUUCUACGAAUAUAGAAACGAAAGUGUGAAUCAUGACGUCGAUAGAUUCAGUGCCGUUCGAAGAAGAACUAAAGAGAAAUCCUGAAUUGAAGGAAGCAGAUGUACAAAUGUUGAGAGAAUGGUGCGAGAAACAGCCUCAUCUGCCAAAGGUAUCGGAUAGCGAAUUAGCGUUAUUUUUACAUAGCAAUUAUUACCGACUCGAGCCGACAAAGACCACCAUCGAUACCUUCUUUACGGUCAGAAGUCACGUACCCGAGUUCUUUUGCAAUCGAGAUUUGAUAAACAAUAAGGAGCUGAAAAAAGCUACAACUGUUGUAACGCAUGAAGUUUUGGAAGGAACCACUAAAGACGGCCACAAAAUCAUCUAUGGAAGAUUGCUGGAUAGCGAUUCGUCGCAUUUUGUUUACAACGACGCGAUGAAAUUGUUAAAUAUGACUAUAGAUCAGUGGCUCUAUACGGAGGGCACCUGCAGCGGCCACGUGAUAAUAUUCGACAUGAAAAACGUUUCGUUUGGCCACGUCGGCCGUUUAAGUCCUAUGGGACUCAAGAAAUUCCUCUACUAUUUACAAGACGGCCUGCCCGUCAGGCUGAAGGGUUUCCAUUUUAUGAACGCUUCUCCGGUAAUCGAUGUCAUUCUGAAUAUGAUGAGACCCUUUAUGAAAAAACAAUUGAUGGAUAUGUUUCAUAUGCAUACUACAAGUGACACUUUGGAGAAAUUUAUACCGCUCGAAGUUUUUCCGAAUGAAGCAGGUGGUCAAGCCGGUCCGAUACAGGAGUUACAUGAGAAACAGCUAAAAAAAUUAGGAGAUCACGCUGCUUGGUUUCAAGAGGACGAAGCUAAUCAUCGCGUCAAUGAAGCGCUGCGACCUGGCAAGGCAAAGACAGCGACGGACUUAUUUGGAGUUGAAGGAAGCUUUAAGAAGCUCGAGAUUGAUUAAUCGAAUAAUGAUCGUUAAGGCCCGGUUGCAGCAACAUUAUUUUAGCUUUAAGCGAAACUUAAAUAUAUGUCUAUCUUUAUUUAUUUAGAAUGAAAGAUAAAGAUAGACACAUAUUUAAAUCUUGCUUAAAGCUAAAAUAACGUUGGUGCAACCAAGCCUAAAUCUCCCGCUGUAAAAGAUUACAGCGUCAACGAUAUCUUACUUUAUUUUCAAUUCGAUAGUCCAAUGUUCGAAAAUAAAAGCAAUAAUCUAAUAAUACAUUUAAAUGUUUAACUAAAUAUUUACCAAAAUUCAAUAACAUUAAAUGCAGUGUGAUAAUGACAACACGUGUUAUUAGUCGUUGAAAAGUUAAUUAAGCAUAUAUAAUACAUAGACUUAUUG
Molecule: messenger RNA, 1442 nt
Organism: Camponotus floridanus (Florida carpenter ant)
Lineage: Eukaryota; Metazoa; Arthropoda; Insecta; Hymenoptera; Formicidae
Product: alpha-tocopherol transfer protein-like
Exons: 3
Coding region: 156-1061 (301 amino acids)
Cellular component (GO): membrane
Molecular function (GO): phosphatidylinositol bisphosphate binding
Source: RefSeq, a predicted model, not a curated record